AUGCACAUCUACACUCUACCAGUUGCCGCUGCUGCAUUCACUGCUGCUAUUCUCGCUGCCAACCCCAGAAGCGAUGAAUCUUCAGCGCUGCCCACCAUCAACCUCGACUACACCACAGUCCAGGCCAUCGAUGGCAACACCACCGUCGGGUACUACAAAUUCCAGAACAUCCGCUACGCCAAGCCUCCCACAGGAGACCUCCGUUUCGCUGCACCAGAAUGGCCUGACGUUGAGACCGAGAUAAACACUGGCAACCUUGCAAACACGAAUGUCGACUGCACGUCGUCAGAGGACUGCUUGUUUGUCGACGUGUGGGCUCCCGUCGACGCCGUCGGUCGUAAUCUGCCAGUGCUGGUCUACAACUACGGAGGCAGAUUCAAGCUCGGAUCCAAAUCUGUAAACACUCCCGAAGGUCUCUUUGAAGUAUCGACGGACUUUAUCUACGUGUCCUACAACUACCGUCAUGGACUCACGGGUGUAGCCACUGGUCCGACAUAUCAACACGAAGGUGGCGUUUCCAACCUCGCCAUUUGGGACGCCACACACGCCUUCGAGUGGGUACAAAAGUACAUCCAUAACUUCGGUGGCAAUUCGCAUGACGUGACGGCAGUGGGUUUCUCUGCAGGAGGCUCCCAGAUUGCGUUCCAGAUGACCCGAUUCGGUGGUAGAGCUCCUCAAUUAUUUCAGAAAGCCUACAUCAUGUCUCCUGGAUACCUUCCGAGCGCUGGUCACCACCACGCGGAACAAUUCUGGCAGAACGUAUCGAGUGCAGUGGGCUGUGACGGGGGACACUUGGACUGUAUGCGGCAGGUUCCAUUUGACACUUUAUCGAACGCUACGGCGGAGAUUGUGAGUUCGUAUUCGUACACACUGCAGCCUCGUGUGGAUGGAUACAUCCUUCCGGAUACGUACGAGGCGAGUUUGUACCAGGGCCACUUCAACUUCUCUGGUCCGGUUGUUCUCACCCACGCUCGGCAUGAAUUUAACAGCGUCGCCUAUGAUGGCAUUAAGACCGAAGAGGACAUCUUCGCUACCUUCCGCGUUCUAUUCCCUGCUCUGACUGAAAAUAUUAUCCACGAACUACUCGAGAUGUAUCCGGCUGCAGACUACGAGAGUGCAGGACUGCGUUUCAAUGACAUCCGCCAGUCGUACGAAGUUACUGCGAAAAACUAUGGUCUAUGCAACGCCCUCAACAAUGAAACAUGGAACGCUGAGAUCGCCAUUAGCCCCGCGAAGCACGGCACAGACCAGACCUACUACUUCUAUAACACAAACUCGCUUAUGGGUUCGUCGAACGGGACGACAACAGGUUUCAGCGCUGCAGAGGCUGCUUUGGUUGGUGCUAUUACAUCGCCAGUGAACGCCGCGGUUGCGAGAAUGAUGCAGAAAUACCUGCUGUCCUUCGUGCUGGCAGGCAACCCGAACACUGUGUGGCCCGAUGACAAGUUGUAUUGGCCGCAGUACAACGAUCCCAGUUUGGGGACGCAGAUUGUGAUCAACGAGACGUUCUCUGUCGAUGAGUAUGCGCUGGCCAACGCGAAGAGUGUGCACUGGAACAAGGCCCUCUGGUACUAA
Phytophthora nicotianae INRA-310 is the source of this 1575-nucleotide messenger RNA. RefSeq lists its product as hypothetical. NCBI's taxonomy places the organism in Eukaryota, Oomycota, Peronosporomycetes, Peronosporales, Peronosporaceae. The transcript is spliced from 2 exons. The coding region runs from base 1 to 1575 and encodes 524 amino acids. The record is from RefSeq and is a predicted model, not a curated record.